This is a messenger RNA of Gloeophyllum trabeum ATCC 11539, 2831 nucleotides long. Its product is annotated as MFS general substrate transporter. Bases 189 to 1676 code for a protein of 495 amino acids. Gene Ontology annotation, biological process: pantothenate import across plasma membrane. The record is from RefSeq and is a predicted model, not a curated record. The transcript is spliced from 19 exons. Gene Ontology annotation, molecular function: pantothenate transmembrane transporter activity. Gene Ontology annotation, cellular component: plasma membrane. NCBI's taxonomy places the organism in Eukaryota, Fungi, Basidiomycota, Agaricomycetes, Gloeophyllales, Gloeophyllaceae.
ACUCCCUCACCGCUCCAAGCGCGGGCUCAAAACCGUAUGUUAUCGCUGGUCGGGCGCUGACAAUCCUUUGUUUCUUCCUCCUGCCAUCCUGGCUUUAACAGGCGCUUCGUGCUCCAAACCGACCGACGGACUUCAUUACUGAGAGGCUCUGAGGCUUAUCACUUGCUUCUCCAUCCUGCCGGAACGCGAUGAGCAGCACCUGGAAUAGAGCGAGACGGUUCAUAUGGGGGGAGAUCCCCGCUUCGAAGGAAGAGAGGAAGUUGUUGUUGAAAAUAGACUGGUUCAUAUUGUCUUAUUGCUGCCUUAUGUACUUUACGAACUACCUAGAUAGAUCGAAUGUGUCAAAUGCUUAUGUUUCUGGUAUGAAAGAGGAGUUGAAUAUGCAGGGAACUGACUAUAACAAAAUCAACACUAUCUUCACUUGUGGUUACAUUGUUGGGAUGAUACCAAAUAAUCUGAUGCUUCAAGUGGUACCGCCGAGGAUAUGGUUCCCCUUGAUGCAGAUCGUAUGGGGCGUUCUGACAUUCUGUACAAGUGCUGUACAUAAUGUGCAACAAAUUUAUGCUAUUCGAUUUUUCCAAGGCGUGUCUGAGGCGUCCACAUUCGUCGGCACACAUUAUAUUCUUGGAUCUUGGUAUAAACCAAGCGAGCUUGGGAAGCGCUCGGGAAUAUUUACGAGCUCUGGAUUGGCUGGGACUCUAUUUUCCGGCAUCCUGCAAGGUGCAGUCUACCAGAAUCUGAACGGUGCUCAGGGUCGAAGUGGCUGGCGAUGGCUUUUCAUCAUUGACGGUAUCAUUACCUUACCUAUCGCUCUGUACGGAUUCCUAGUCUUUCCCGAUGUGCCUGCCACUACAAGGGCGUUCUACCUCUCGGAAGAGGAACGUCUAUUGUCGCAUGAUCGCCUCGAGCCAGCGCAGGAUGUUGACCGCCAUGGCCUAUCAUGGAAUUUGAUGCGGAGAGUGCUAGGCCGAUGGAGGUGGUAUGCAUGCAGCCUACUCUUCGCGAUAUCCGGAGAAACUGAGAGUUUGGGUUCCAAUAACCUGAUGGGUCAAUGGCUGAAGGCCAUCGGCGGUUAUACCGUGGAGCAGACCGAUUAUUACCCAUCGGGUAUGACAGCGUUUGCCAUAGUCUCGACGCUGGUCUGUGCGACCUGGACGGACUACACGCGCGCUAGAUGGCCAGUACUGGUGUACAUGUCUGUAGCAGUCAUUUUCUCUGCUAUCUGUAUAUUGGUGUGGUCCAGCCCGACUUGGCUCAAAUUCCUCGCGUAUUAUGUCGCUGGCGCGUCCUAUGCGGGCCAGGCUACAACAUUUGCCUGGGCUAACCAAAUAUGUGCGGACGAUGAUCAAGAGCGAGCUGUUGUCCUAGCUUCCAUGAAUAUGUGGAACAACGUGAUUAACGCCUGGUGGCCUCUGCUCUUCUACCCUGCCACGGACGCACCGAGAUUCCGCAAGGGAAUGAUUGCAAUGAUUUGCACGGGCGUGGCUACGCUCGCCGUCACCUGGUUGGUGUGGUAUCUCGAGCGACGGGAGCACCGUAUUAAACGCACGUGUGAGAUCAAGAACGAUGCGGCCUCCCUCGAUAUCAAGGAAGCGGAGGAUGAGAAUGAGAAGCCCCGGAGUGCUAGCGUGGAAGUACACCCAACUUCAGUGGGGCAGAGGGCGGUUGCAGUAUAACGAAGGAGGCAAGGAUAGAAUUGAUCAUUGAAUCUAUCACAAUGUACGAUGUACACGGUGUAUAGUCUUGGUGGAUAAAAUAUCUGCAUUGUCCUUGAUCAUCACUCACUCCCGAUGUCAUCCCCAUCGAUACGAGCAUCAGAUGUAUAUUAGAGAGCGCGGUAGGUACUGAAAAGGCGGAAAAUAAAAAAGCAAAGCAAUCCAUCCAGAACAACUAUUGAUACAUUUAUUUGACUUUGAGAAACGGUCACUAUACUUACUUCUGAUUGCACAGCAGUUCAGGCGAAAGCAACGGACUGCGACAUCUUACACAACGGUGAAUCAUAACGUAAGUGAGCAAUGGUACGGAAUUAAGGGAAGUGGGGGUACGGAUAGGAGGGAAGGUGGUGAAGGUAAAGCAAGUGCAACAGUCUGUGGGGUGAACUAUAGAAACAUUGAAUGUAUAGCGUUGCAAUAGAUUGAUUGACAUUGAGUUGAAGGGCUCCAGGCUCCGGGGGUGCGGCAGGGUAUCAUUGAUACAUGGGUAAUGUGCGCGCGGUCAGUCGAAUAUCAGUGGUGAUGAGCGGCAGCGGUUAGUACUGGUUUGCGACCUUCAGUACCCGCUUGUCGUCGUACUCCUGGACACUGCCUACUGCACCAAGGUUGUCGUCGCCGAAACUGUCAGGCAACGCCGGUGUAGCCGGCAUGGCAGGCAUAGCGGGAUCCAACUCCCUCGAAUGCGAGCUAGCGCGCUUCCUGACCUUGGCAGAUCCGUCGCUCGCAACUCCGUCAUACGGGUCAUGCUCGCUGGCAGAGACCGGGCUUAACAAGCUCGCGCUCCUCCGGUUGGCAGCAGUGGGACUAGAGCGGUCUGCGUACGGCAAGUUCGCUCGCUCAGUCUCGAGAGGAGGCAGAGCCUUCGGGACUGCCGUAGCGCCCAUAGGAGGAGGCGACGUCACGUUAAACUGGGGCAUAGUCGGAUUGGCCGGGUACACAGGCGAGCGCACAGGGUCGUAGAUCGGAUUCGGGAGUACAGGAGCACCAUAGGCGUUCUGGUAUUGGGGGUUGACAGUGGGCGGGCUGACCAAGUUACGUCCGUACCCUUGACCAGCGUUGUAGUCGUACCCCAUCUGCUGCUGCGGGUAGCCGGCAGGGGGCAGCACAGGUGCUGCGCCG